Closterium sp. NIES-65 is the source of this 5346-nucleotide messenger RNA. NCBI's taxonomy places the organism in Eukaryota, Viridiplantae, Streptophyta, Zygnematophyceae, Desmidiales, Closteriaceae. The record is from the annotation of a GenBank genome assembly.
AUGGCUACCCCCAGUGUCCUCACCUUUGACGCUGAGGGCAGAGCCAUCGACUUUGACGUGUGGGUAGACGACCUACUGCUUUUCCUACAGUGCGACAGAGCUGACGGCCUCUCUCUAUUUGAUCUCACUUCUGAUGCCUCUCCCGCCCCUGCUGCUACUGAGGAUGCCACUGUGCGCUCACAGUGGGCCACACACGAUGCUGCUGCACGUCUUGCUGUGCGUCGCCACCUCCCUCCCGCUGAGCGUGCGCACUUUGGGUCAUACAAGAGUGCUCAGACCUUGUACGACACCGUUAUUGCACGCUACUCCACCCCUGCCACUGCUGCACUGAGCCGCCUCAUGCUAUCGUACCUCUUUCCCGACCUUGCUGCUUUUGCCACAGUAGCCGACCUCAUUACCCACCUGCGCACUAGUGACGCUCGCUUCCGCGCUGCACUUCCUGCUGAGUUCUGCGCCAAGAACCCCCCCCCCAGUGUUCCCCCUCCCCCCUCCUACCCUCUGUCGCCUCUGCUGCUACUGCCGACCUUGUUGGCUUUGAGUCGGUCGGUGCGGCGUCUGCCCCCAGCGGGAGACGUCGCUCUGGCAAGAGCAAGGGGGGCAGGGGCGGUGGUGGAGGCGGCGAGGGCGGUGGAGGCGGCGGUAGAGGCAGCGGAGGAGGUGAGGGUGGUAGCGGGAGUGGUGGCGGGAGUGGAGGUGUCGGCGGAGGCAGUGGAGGCGGGGGCGGCAGCGGCGGUGGUAGUGGGGGUGGAGGCGGAGGCGGCGGUGGCGGCGGCGACGGUGGGAGUGGCGGUGGUCGUGGCUCGUCGAGGAGGAGUGGCUCCGGUGGUGCGGGGUGGGGGUGCUGGUCCGUGCACUUACGUCCUGCGCACUGGCGACCGUGCGGGUGAGCAGUAUGGUGGUCCACACUCCACCCAGCGUUGCUUCGGCCGCCUGACUGACGCUUGGCGCCGCCAGUUUCCUGACGCCUCUGAGAUCCCUCGCUGGGACCAGCUGUCUAGGGCGGGAGUAGCUAUCUUUGAUCUUGACUUUGAUGCUAUUCUUGCUGCCAUGUAUGCUGUGACUAUUAGUGAGGAGGGUGACUGUUACCGGUGUUUCCCGCCCGACCCAGGCAUUGGUACUGCGGCUCUAGGUGCUGUUGAGGCUGCUGCUCCAGGUGCUGGUGAGGCUGUUGCUCUAGGUGCCAGUGAGUCUGAGUCCUCAUGUGAUGGUGAGUCUGCUCUCUCAGGUACUAUGUCGGCUCCGCCCUCUCUCACUUUCACUCUUGACUCUGGGGCGUCUCGCUCCUUCUUUCGAGACCGCACCACACUCACGCCGCUUAGUCGGCCAGUGGCGGUCUCCCUGGCAGACCCCUCUGGGGGUCCUAAUCUGGCUCGCUACUCCACUGUCCUGCCGUGCCCUGCGGUCCCGUCUGGCGCCCAAUCCGGUCUCUACCUCCCCUCGUUCUCUACGAACUUGGUGGCGGGUGCUGACCUACAGGAUGCAGGGGUUGACCAGUUCACCCCUGCGCGCCGACGGGUCACCCACUGCACGGACGCGGACACGGGUCGACACCUGACCACGUUCACACGUGGUCCGGGGUCGAGCAUGUACACACUCACUGUUCCGUCUCCUCCUCCUGCGUCUGGUCCGGUAGCUGCGUCGGGUCAGGUGUUUGCUGCAGCGUCCAGGAUGGGUCACCCCUCCCUGCCUCGUCUCCGGGGCAUGGUCUCUCGCCUUCUCGUCUCUGGCAUUCCCCGGUCCCUCCCUCCCCUUCCUCCGGGGCCUGGCCAUCCCUGUGUCCCCUGUGUCGAGGGUCGCCUGCGGGCUACCCCUCACUCCUCCCCGUUUCCUCCGACGGAGGCCCCGAUGCAGACACUUCACAUGGACGUGUGGGGCCCAGCCCGUGUCCGUGGACAGGGUCACGAGCGCUACUUCCUGCUGGUGGUUGACGACUACUCGCGUUACACCACAGUCUUCCCCUUGCACAGCAAGGGUGAGGUCACUGAGGUGUUGAUCGACUGGAUCCGCGCAGCUCGUCUCCAGCUCAGGCGGAGCUUCGGCUCGGACUUUCCUGUUUUGCGUCUGCACUCGGACAAAGGCGGAGAGUUCUGCUCCGGCCUUCUGGGAGCCUACUGUCGGGCACGAGGCAUCCGCCAGACCUUCACGCUUCCGGACUCUCCACAGCAGAAUGGGAUUGCUGAGCGCCGCAUCGGCAUUGUCAUGGACGUCGCCCGUACGUCCAUGGUGCAUGCGGCUGCCCCCCCAUUUUCUGUGGCCGUUUGCGGUUCCGUUGGCGAUGCGUCGGCGUUCCGUGUCUGGGGAUCUCGGGCGUUUGUCCGCGACUUGUCUGCGGACAAGCUGUCCCCUCGUGCUGCUCCCUGUGUCUUCCUUGGCUUCCCCACAGACGCUCCCGGGUGGCAGUUUUACCACCCCUCCUCUCGUCGGGGUCUGUCCUCCCAGGACGUCACGUUCGACGAGUCAGUCCCCUUCUACCGCCUCUUCCCCUACUGCACUCCUUCCCUCCCCCCUCCGCCGGACCUCCUUGUGCCAGUCCCCCCCCCGUUAUACCCCCUCCCCCCUCAGGUUCCUGCCCCCUCAGGUGUGUCCCAGGUAGACGCAGUUGACCUGGUCGAGGUUACUGGUGACUCUGGUGCUGCUGCGGGUGCUGAGCCUGGGGGUGCUGACUCUGGGGGUGCUGUGCGCGGGGGUGCCGAGCCUGGAGGUGCUGCUACUGGGGGUGCUGAGCCUGGGGGUGCUGGGCCUGGGGGUGCUGAGCCUGGAGGUGCUGCUACUGGGGAUGCUGAGCCGGAGGAUACUGUGCCAGGAGCUGCUGAGCUAGGGGGUGCUGGGUCUGGAGCUGCUGAGCCUGGGGGUGCUGCGUCUGGAGCUGCUGAGCCUGGGGUUUCUCCUGCUGCUGCGUCUCGCCGGGAGCCCCUCUCUCCUCAGGAGCUGCGCGAGUGGUUUGCUUGCCGCUGGAGGCGUGCUGCUGGAGCUGGAGCUUCUUCGACCGUCGAGGGUGCUGGUGCUGCCGGUCCCGGAGCUGCUGGGCCUGCGGGUACUACUGCAGCAGGAGGUGCUGAGGGUGUUGGUGCUGUGACUACUGCUGUCUGUCCCGGCGGUGGUUCUGCUGGUGGUGCUGCUGGAGGUCCUGCAGCUGGAGGUGUUGGAGACGAUGGUGCUGUCGCUGAGGGUGCUGGUACUGUCCCUGCUGAGUCUGGAGCUGCCGCGCGGCCUCGGCCGUACUUCGUUCCGCUCCUGCAGCAGGUUCUUGGUCUUUCUCCUCCGGUAGAGUGUUCACAGCCUGUCCAGUCGCAAUCACUGCUGGAGCCUUCCUCUCCACUGCCUGCUCCCUCUCCUUACACUGGUCCUACUGGAGGUCUUGCUGAGCGUCGUGAGCCUGCGUCUCGUCCUGCGUCGCCUGUUCGUGCUGCUCGCCCUAGUGGUCGCGGUUCGCGUCAGCGUCCUCCUCCUGUCCCUGGCACGCACCGGAUGUCUUUGCGUCCGUCCACUGCUCCUCUGCGUGCCCCUUUGCCCUCUCCUCCUGAGUCCUCUCUUCCUGCACUUGCCGACCCUGAGUCGGACUCCCUUCGUGCUUCUUGUCCUACUGUCACGCGUCUGCUUGCUACUGUCGUCACUGACCCCUCUUUUGAGUCCACUUCUGCGUCUGCUCUUGUCGCUGAGCUCGUCGACUUUGCUGCUCGCUGUCGUCUAGACUACGCUGCUGGUCUUGUUGCUGAGUCUGCGUAUGUCUGUCCUCCGUCCGUCGGGGGUGAGUGUGCUCUUGGCACGGACGUCCUCGAGGAUAGGCAGGAGGAGUUACAGUGUCUGGUUGCUGCUUCACCUCAUCUCGCGUCUGUACUGCUUGCUCCUGAGGGAGACCCGGAUGCACUAGACAUCCCGACUCCGCGCUCUUACGCGGAGGCCGUAGAGGGUCCCUACUCCUCCCAGUGGCAAGCAGCUAUGGAUGCAGAGAUGGCUUCCUGGAAGUCCACAGGCACCUACGUUGACGCAGUUCCCCCUCCUGGGGCGAACAUUGUCAGUGGCAUGUGGAUCUUCAGGGUGAAGCGGCCGCCGGGCUCUCCACCUGUCUUCAAGGCGCGGUACGUUGCUCGUGGCUUCAGUCAGCGGCAGGGAGUUGACUACUUUCAGACCUUCUCCCCCACCCCGAAGAUGACUACUCUUCGGGUAUUGCUGCACAUAGCCGCUCAGCGCGACUACGAGCUUCACUCUCUCGACUUCAGCAUUACGUUCCUGCAGGGUAGCCUGCACGAGGAGAUCUGGCUGCGCCGUCCACCUGGCUUCACUGGAACUUUCCCUCCUGGCACCCAGUGGAGCCUCCGACGGCCAGUCUACGGUCUCCGUCAGGCACCGCGUGAGUGGCACGACACACUGAGGACUACGCUUGCGGCUCUUGGGUUUGCUCCUUCUACUGCUGACCCGUCGCUGUUUCUGCGCACCGACACUUCUCUGCCGCCGUUCUACAUCCUCGUGUACGUCGACGACUUGAUCACUCGGGACAGAGCACGCCGCACCAUCACCUUGACUCAGUCACACAUGGUGCAGCAGGUCCUUCAGCGCUUCGGCUUCACGUACUCCUCGCCUCAGGCCACUCCUCUGUCUACUCGCCACUCGCUCUCAGCUCUGCCUUCGGAUGAGUCCGUAGAGUCGAGUGGCCCGUACCCAGAGCUUGUUGGCUGCCUCAUGUACCUGAUGACCUGCACACGACCUGACCUUGCAUACCCUCUGAGCAUUCUUGCACGCUAUGUUGCUCCUGGGAGACACCGACCAGAGCACAUGGCUGCAGCGAAGAGGGUAUUGCGCUACCUGUGCAGUACGUCGGGCAUGGGGCUAGUGCUUGGAGGGCGGAGUCCAGUGGUCCUUAAAGGGCACGCGGACGCUUCUUGGGCUGACGACCAGGCUACGCAGCGGUCGUCACAGGGUUACACCUUCAGUCUUGGUUCCGGCUCUGUCUCGUGGCGGGCUACUCGUUCGUCUUCGGUUCUCAGCUCCAGUUGUGAGGCUGAGAUCUACGCCAGGGCCAUGGCUGCACAGGAGCUUCGUUGGCUCACCUACCUGCUGACUGACCUUGGAGAGCCGCCUCGUUCUCCUCCAGUGCUGUACGUAGACAACAAGGCCAUGCUGGCCUUGUGUCGAGAGCAGCGUCUGGAGCACAGAAUGAAGCACAUUGCUCUUCGCUACUUCCUUGCUCGUGAGCUACAGCAGCGUGGACAGUUGUGGCUUGCGUACGUGGCCUCUGAGGCCAACACUGCUGAUGUGUUCACCAAGGCACUCGCGCCUUGUGACCAUCAGCGCUUCUGCACCCAGCUGGGUCUUGUGCCUGUCUUGCCUCACUUGCUCUCCUCUUGA